CCAUCAAAUAAUAAUAUGAUGAUAUCAUAUCGUCAUCCCUCCUCCAAAGCUUCAGCUCCAAAGUCCGAACCCUAACAAUUUAAAUCGUUGCUACUAGCAAUUAAUUAUUAAUUACUGGUACUUUUAAAAAACAUCUAAUUAAGAUUCUGUUUUAAUUGUUCAGUUGUCCAUCCAAUGUCCAUCAGGACUCAGAUCUAAGUCCAGGCUUUCUCGUUUUGCCGUUUCCUAGUAUUUGUUAUUUGUUAGGUGGAGUAAGUUAGUCCCACAUUGGGGGCUAUUGCUAGGCUUAUAUUUUUCAGGUAAAUAACCAAAAAAAAAUUAAUAAAGAAAGGAAAAUGGAAGGGAAUUCUGGAGGAGGGGGAGGAGGAGGAGGCAGCAGCGGAGCAGACAGAGGAGGUGGAGGUGGAGGAGGAGGAGGAGGAGGAGAAAGAGGAGGAAACGACGUGGAGCUGGUUUGCAAGACACUUCAGGUAGAACACAAGCUGUUCUACUUCGAUCUCAAGGAGAACCCGCGCGGGCGUUAUCUAAAAAUCUCCGAAAAGACAUCCGCUACCAGGUCCACCAUCAUCGUCCCUUCCUCUGGCAUCUCCUGGUUCCUCGAUCUUUUCAAUUACUACGUCAACUCCGACGACCACGACCUCUUCAGCAAGGAAUUGCAGCUCGACACUAAAGUCUUUUACUUUGACAUUGGCGAGAACCGCAGGGGUCGUUUCUUGAAGGUAUCGGAAGCAUCUGUCAGCAGAAACCGCAGUACCAUUAUUGUGCCUGCAGGAAGUACCCGGGAUGAAGGGUGGGCAGCGUUCAGGAACAUAUUGGCAGAGAUCAAUGAGGCAUCACGGCUUUUCAUAUUGCCUAAUCAGCAAAGUUCUGAACCUUCAGAACGUCUUGUUGGGCUUUCAGAUGAUGUAGGGGCUGGCUUCAUAUCUGGACACAGUAGCCAGCCUGCCCCGACUUCUGAAUUGAAUGUAGACAGAUCAGUUGAUUUGCCAGCGCAAGAUGAAAUUGGUAACAUGGGGGUUUCAAAGGUGAUCAGAGCUGAUCAGAAGAGGUUUUUCUUUGAUCUUGGGAGCAAUAACAGAGGACAUUUCCUGAGGAUAUCUGAAGUUGCAGGUUCCGAUCGGUCUUCCAUUAUUCUACCACUGUCAGGGCUGAAGCAGUUCCAUGAAAUAGUGGGGCAUUUUGUGGAGAUUACAAAGGAUCGCAUUGAAGGAAUGACCGGUGCAAAUGUUCGAACAGUGGAUCCACCUCAAAGGUGAAUGCCAGUGGAACAUGGUGAAUUUGGUGAAAUAAAAAAUUAUGAUUCUGUCAAGUUUGCUUCAAAGCCUCUAAUAGCUGUUUGAUCAGAGAUGCAAUUGUGGUCUUAGUUGCGCUCUGCUAUUUUCUUCGCUUCUGCUCUCCAUUCAAGCCUGAAAAUAAUCCGAUUUUUUAUCUGUUUGAUUAACAGAGAAAUAUCGGAGCUACUUGUGAAGCUUAGUUUGAUAGGAAUAACGGACAACAAUUGGGUAGUUGUAAUUGUCAGUUUGAUAGUGUGGCACCCUCAUUACCUUUUCAAUAAUGCUUAUUCAGAUGUGUGUUUUAUUCAGUCUCAGUCUUGGAAGCAAACACUGAUGCAAUGUUAAUUUUUAAUUUUAAACAAAUAUAGCUUGGAAGGGUUGCACUGUGAUUUCUUGGCA
This is a messenger RNA of Theobroma umbraticum, 1673 nucleotides long. Its product is annotated as purin-rich alpha 1. Gene Ontology annotation, biological process: regulation of transcription by RNA polymerase II. Gene Ontology annotation, molecular function: DNA-binding transcription factor activity, RNA polymerase II-specific; RNA polymerase II transcription regulatory region sequence-specific DNA binding; purine-rich negative regulatory element binding. Lineage: Eukaryota; Viridiplantae; Streptophyta; Magnoliopsida; Malvales; Malvaceae. Gene Ontology annotation, cellular component: nucleus. The record is from RefSeq and is a predicted model, not a curated record.